CGGCCGGAGAGCCCAGCGCACCCCGCACCGGAGGGGACCGGGACGGACGGCGGCGGGCGCGAGGCCCGGAGGAGCCCAGGAGAUGUCCCGUGUGCGCCGCCUCCUGCUAGGAUACCUGCUCCCGGCCCUCCUGUUACACGGGCUGGGAGAGGGCUCUGCCCUCCUUCAUCCAGAUAGCAGAUCCCAUCCUCGGUCCUUAGAGAAAAGUGCCUGGAGGGCUUUCAAGGAGUCACAGUGCCAUCACAUGCUCAAGCAUCUCCACAAUGGUGCACGGAUCACUGUGCAGAUGCCCCCAACCAUCGAGGGCCACUGGGUGUCCACGGGCUGUGAAGUAAGGUCGGGGCCAGAGUUCAUCACGAGGUCUUACAAAUUCUACCACAAUAAUACCUUCAAGGCCUACCAGUUUUACUAUGGUAGCAACCGUUGCACAAACCCCACCUACACGCUUAUCAUCCGUGGCAAGAUCCGCCUGCGCCAGGCAUCCUGGAUCAUCCGUGGGGGCACUGAGGCUGACUACCAGCUGCACGGCGUCCAAAUCAUCUGCCAUACAGAGGCAGUUGCCGAACAACUCAGCCGGCUGGUGAACUGCACAUGCCCAGGAUUCCUGGCCACUGGUAGCCCUUGGGUGCAAGACAUGGCCUAUGACCUGUGGCAGGAAGAGAGUGGCCACGAGUGCACCAGGGCUGUGAACUUUGCCAUGCAUGAGCUGCAGCUCAUCCGAGUGGAGAAGCAGUAUCCUCACCACAGCCUGGACCACCUGGUAGAGGAGCUCUUCCUGGGUGACAUCCACACUGACGCCACCCAGAGGGUAUUCUACCGGCCAUCCAGUUACCAGCCACCUCUGCAGAAUGCCAAGAACCACAACCAUGCUUGUAUAGCCUGCCGGAUCAUCUACCGCUCCGAUGAACACCACCCUCCCAUCCUGCCCCCGAAGGCAGACCUGACCAUCGGCCUUCAUGGGGAAUGGGUGAGCCAGCGUUGUGAGGUGCGCCCUGAAGUCCUCUUCCUCACCCGCCACUUCAUCUUCCAUGACAACAACAACACCUGGGAAGGGCAUUACUACCAUUACUCAGACCCUGUCUGCAAGCACCCCACCUUCACAAUCUACGCUCGGGGCCGCUAUAGCCGUGGUGUGCUGUCCUCUAGGGUCAUGGGUGGCACAGAGUUUGUGUUCAAAGUGAAUCAUAUGAAGGUCACCCCCAUGGAUGCAGCCACUGCCUCGCUCCUCAACGUCUUCAGCGGGAACGAGUGUGGGGCUGAGGGCUCCUGGCAGGUGGGCAUUCAGCAGGACGUGACACACACCAAUGGCUGCGUGGCCCUGGGUAUAAAGCUACCUCACACAGAAUAUGAGAUCUUCAAAAUGGAGCAGGACGCCCGAGGCCGCUAUCUGCUGUUCAAUGGCCAGCGGCCCAGUGAUGGCUCCAGUCCAGACAGGCCUGAGAAGAGGGCUACAUCCUAUCAGAUGCCAUUGGUGCAGUGUGCCUCCUCCUCGCCCAAAGCCGAAGACUUGUCGGAAGACAGUCGAGGAUACCAGUAUGGUCGGGCAGCGGGGAGGACAGCUGGGCCGCUGCUGCUAGCCACCGUUGCCUGCCUUUGGACUCUUUCACAUUGGAACAUCCUCAGAUAGAAGUUUUAGAAAGAUCUAUUUUUCCAAACCAAGACUCCUUAGCAUUUACAAAUUUUCUUUAUACAAAGAAAGGACAUUGAUUUCUUUUGAUGCACUUGAAUGCCUGAGAACUGUCAUUGCCUUUUCCCCCUCCCCCUUCCAGCCUGAGUCGUGAGCAGUGUGUUUGAAGUUUCAGCUUUGAACUUCCUCCAGCUUGAUCUCUGACCUGAGAACUUCAUAGCAGUGAUUGCACUUUAAGUCUGCGGAGAGUUGGGGCUGGCGUGUGUGGGAGUGGCAGCAAGGUGGCAGCUAGGCUUCUUAACCUCGUCCUCAUUCUGUUUCUGAGCUGAGCUUAAGAGAAGCGCGGCCCAAGCUGCAGCUUUCCCUGCUUCUCUUACUCCUUUGAAACCCUUCCACGCUCCAGGUUUUCUACCUGGAAUGCAGUGCACAGUUCGCUUAGGACUGCGAUCAAGACAGGUGGUAGUGACAGAGCAGAGAUGUGGGUGUAGAUGUGUACGUAGGAGAGGAUGCAAGGUUUAACCCAGCCAUCAUUAACAGCCUUAAUGUAGAUCAACACUUCUGGAAAUGCUGAAUAGAGAAGUAUCUGUCAUUGAAGUUGCCAAGUAAUGUAAAUUGUUUUUACAUCACCAGUUUUCACUUGUUGAGAAAAAAAAAAGAUGUGUGCCAUACUGGGUUGUGUGGUUAUAGAAUAUAAGCCACUUCUUUCCCACGCAGUAAACCAGGGCAUCGGGAAAUUAGAAAACCCUCCUGUUCCAGACAGUCAGGAGCAGCAGUGCAAGGGGCGGCUGCAGUGUGUUAAGUCCCACAUGAGUGAGAAGGAAGUCUGUGGGACUGCCCUCCACGUGAGGAACCUGUGUCCUGGAUCACACUGUGGUGGGGGGAGGGGGCAGAAGGACUCCCAAAUCACACUCUACCAUCUUCAAAGACAAAGAGCACAGAACUUCAGUACUUCAGUAACUUGCUGUUGAAAGAAGGGAGGGUGGGGUGGAACUCGGCCACACUGAACACCUACCUACUCUGCUAGGUGUCACCUGUGUUCUGUGGUGUCUUUGUGUGAAGUCAGCUUGUUGUUGGACAUGCUGGCUUGACUCGGCUUCCUUUCUGCCCUUCACUUGGCUCUGCCCCAACUGAGUUUCAGGGCUCUCUUCUUCAGAGUUGGCUUCUUUACCAUGAGUAGAAGGGUAGAGGGCAUAUGACUGGCCAUUCCUUUGAGUUAUUGCAACUGGUGCUAUCUAAACACCAGUGUGUCAUUGCACAGAGACCCAUGCAGGCAAGUGGUGAGUGACUGAAAGCCUAAAUCUAACUAAAAGCAGACGUGGAGAUCAUGAUCCUGGAGAAGAGUCAGCCUUGUAUUUAAGAAUUUGCUUUAUGAAGCAGUAGCAUUCAGUGCGGUAUUAAGUUAUAAUGAUGGCAUGGAGUUCCAGAGUGCUUUAUAUUUAGAAUAUAUUUUAAGUCAUGGUGCAUACUUGAGGGGGUUUAUUCAAAAUGAAAAUACUAAUUUAAUGUCUACCAAGUUUAAUAAAGAAACAAUUGGAAAUGA
Molecule: messenger RNA, 3167 nt
Organism: Nannospalax galili (Upper Galilee mountains blind mole rat)
Lineage: Eukaryota; Metazoa; Chordata; Mammalia; Rodentia; Spalacidae
Gene: Apcdd1
Product: APC down-regulated 1
Exons: 5
Coding region: 83-1627 (514 amino acids)
Biological process (GO): negative regulation of Wnt signaling pathway
Cellular component (GO): plasma membrane
Molecular function (GO): Wnt-protein binding
Source: RefSeq, a predicted model, not a curated record